AUAUAUAUAUAUAUAAAGCGUCAUUCCUGUGUGUCGUAAGGGAAACGAUCGAUUGUGCGUAGAAGAAUAGAAGAGCAGAGUGGUGCCCCAUUCAGGGACUUCCCCUGCCUUAUGCUGCCCCGUCAGUAGGGAUGGACAGCAGCAAUCAUCUCUAGGUGCAAUUGUUUGUGUACCAUGAUUUAUAUAUGUUUACAUUUAUUAUCCUUAUUCCAUGCAGUUUUUAUUGAUAGUUCAUGGAGUUAAGGGAAUGUGGAAACCUAUUGAGUGCAUGACACAAGUAGCAUUUGCAUCCUGGCUCCCUGUGAGAGUGGUUGCAUUUUUUUUUAGGACCUCCGAUGUAUCUCACUGGUAUAGAGUUGAUUGAUCGUAAUUUGACUUUAGUUCUUCAGUAUGCAAAUCAAUGUUGUCAUCGUUUAUCCCCUACUGACCCCACCUGUGGUUUAACUUAUGUAGUAAAAAAUGACAAAUUAUUAUGAUAAAAGUAGUAUUAUAUUCAACCAGAUGUGUCAAUUGAAAUUGAAACGAUGUCACAGCAACACAUCAGCCAUUGUUGGAAAUGCCACCAAUUAGAAAUAAAAAGGUAGGCCUACCGCCCAUAUUCAAAUUCAACCCGGAACAAUGCAUUUGAAGUUUUUGACCUGUAGCAGCCUAACAGCUAUGCAAUUAUUAAUUACACUGUGUGCAUGCACCAUUCAUGUUGCUGAGGAAUAAUGUCAGAGUAGCCUGGGGCAAUGGCAUGGUUACUUGCUAGCUUACAUUGCCUGUAAGCACAUAAGUUACAGCGUGUACUUAAAUAGGGUAGAACACCAAUGCUUUCUUUCCAUCUAUCCAUCAGUCAAAGAGGAGCUGUUCUUCAAUAGGCAUUACUAUAUAUAUCAUACACAAUUGGUAUCAGUCUUUAAUGUCAACAUUUAAACUUGCUCGAUGGUGAGCUCAGUGUUGGGUUAUUCUGCAGCCAGCCACCCAUCGCCCUGUUUUCUAGUUCACUGCAGUCUUUUUUUCUAAACUCAAUCUGUUCUUUCCAAUAAUAAAUGAAUGACAUCCAAAACGCCGUUCUCCCACUCUCCACCAGUGAAUGGGUCGCUUGAUUGCCAAGUUGCUCUCCUUUCCUCUUGUGGGAGUUCAACCUAGCUUUUCAGCUUUUGCUUGUGGGUGUAUCUGCCAAACUUUUGAGGAAAUAUAAUGUACAGAUGACGGCAAAAUGCUUUAAUUUAUAUUUUAUUAACCAAAAUGUGAAAGUUAUACAUUGAUUAUUUUUGGUAGGCAAAGAUUUUCAUCUUCAUAGGAAGUACAAUAUAACAAAUAUGAUAAAUGUAUUGAUAUUUAGGCCAGUGCAAGCUCUCUAAUGGAAGUCAAUGUACUGUCAAUUAAGCUAGCAAAUUGCAGCUUAAGUUGCAAAAGUAGUGGUACCGGCCCACACCUGCUACACCAUGCUGCGUGAACCUUGAAGACAAACCCGCUGUGUGUGUUUUCGAGGUUCACCCCGGCAGGCAGUCAUUAUAGUCAAAGACGCUAUCGUACACUUCAUCAAGCAUGAGGGAACUAACUGUACAUAACUUGGCCAUCAACAAAAACAUUGACAUGCCAACCUUUCAGAAACAUGUAAAGUGUGUGAUAGAGAGCAAUCGAUAAGAGAUCAAAUGUUUUUUCAGACCCUGUAGGAUUUCCAGAAUCAGAACAGGUUCAAGCUAAAUCACUGCAGCAGUGUGGUCUUUGAUGGGCUUUGUUAAACAGUGCCCGCCUUAAUGUGUCUGUACUACUAUCAAGGCAUGCAUUGCAAUCCCAUUCAGUAUAUAUUCAUAUUCUGCAAAGUUAUUGCAUGUCACACAUUUGUUAGCAGCGUUAGCAAUUAGCAGGCUUUCAAUCAUGAAAACACUGGGAUUGGGAACUACAUUGGACACCAACUUCACCUGUUUGUGUUCCCUGAAUUACACACAUUUGGCAAAAGUUGUAGCUAGUGUCGGUUAGUAAUCAUUUCAAAGGCAUGACACUGGAUUGUGCAGGGGUUGCUGGUGAAUUGAUCAUUUUUAUUUAUACUUGUUGUUUAUGUCCCCUCUCUCCCUACUCCCCCGCACAGACAAUGGCAUGUUACUGACCUGUAAGUUACUGCAGUUAGUAUUGUGUGUCCUCCAUGCUGCAGAACAAUAGCUGUACUACUGUAGUGACAAAAAUUGAAGCUUGUUAGUUUAGGUUAGUACUUUUGCCUGAACAAGGACCGGCUCAGUAGUAGGAAGUCUAUAACAUGGUGCUGGCUCUUCUUUGUUGCUACCCUAUUAAAAAAACACAUCAGGCAUUCAACAUAUCAGCUAUAUCUCAUUGCCAGAGAUCGGAUUACCAUCUCCUCAAAUGCACGCGGUAUGAAAUCAUGUUUUAUGUGGUUGUGACAUGUGUGUUUUGAUUGCUCAGUCUAUGUUAAGUACUGUUUAUAAGAGCAAGUGCAGUUAUUCACUUGUAAUUGCAUACUGGACAAAAGUAUUUUAUCUAUUCUGAGAAAGAUUUUUUGGUCCAACUAUCCUUUUACAGGCUAUUCUAACUAUUGGAAUGGGACUGAAACCCUGAAAUACAUACGAUAAAUCAACAAUAAAAGGACUCAUAAUGAAAGGGUAGAACAUGGCUCAAAAGAACAUGCACAAUUAAGACAUGGGACCAACCGCCUGCUUGAACUUACUGUCGGGAUUUCAAGGUGAGAAAAGAACAGUGUGCUCAGAAAGUUAUAUAAAAUGUGACCCAUUUUGGUGAUUGUUGAUGGCAAUAUGAACAUGUUCUAUGGGCAAUCUUUGGCAAGAGGCGAACGUGCAUUUGAAUGGCAGUGUGGAUCGGUGAACUGGAAGGGCUUUGAUCCUGUGGUGACCACACCUAGCUAGUCUUGCUGAACGGUCAUAAAGAGAUUACAUCAGCUAAUUAAAAAUACACUUUUCGAUUUGAGAAAUGAGCUUCGGGACUUGCUAGUCUAAUACUAAUAAAAUACCUUGUACAGUAUAAAUGUCAAUGUUUUCAUGGCUUUGUACAUUUAUAUUGACAGUGUGAAACAUCCACUUUGGCUUCAUUGGUUUGAGAGGAAUUUGUCCUCUAGAUAUGUUGUUCUAGGUGAUGUGCUUAAUACUUGAUUGCUUAAUGAUUGUGUUGAAAUUUGCAUUUGCAUUAUUGUUCAGAGGGUGGAUACAUAUAUAAAAGCCUAGCAUAUGAUUGUUCUUCUUAAUGUGACUGAAACUUUUAUGUUUAAAGUCCAAAGUCCAAGCAUUGUGUUUCAAUUAGAUCAAGAUGUAGACAUUCUAACCCUCAAGACCAAAGAUCGUUGUAUAAUGUAUUUGCCACCCUCAUUGAAAAGAUUAUCAGUUUGACUAUCUAUAGUUUAAUGUACCCAAGAUUGAUUAUGGUUUUGGGUAUUCAUAACAAAAUUAUAAAUAAGGAUAUACAGCAGGAGAAACUACAGCCUGUUUUUUGUCCUUCACUCAUUUGUUUAGAAUCUAAUGAUAAAGAGCCCUAUAUCAAUGCAACCUUUGGCCCAAAUCUUCAUGCACAUGCUUGUUGGAACAAAUGUGAGCACUUAAUGUCUUGGCACAACAUAGGGGCUUGGGAUCUAUUCAUAAUAAUUACCUUCUCAUAACAUCUCUAUUCAUAAUGACAAUAUCUUUAUACACACACACACACACACACACACACACGCACACACACACACACACACACACACACACACACACACACACACACACACACACACACACACACACACACACACACACACACACACACACACACACACAAAGAGAAGGCAGUACUGGCUUGUAAAUAUUUGAAUUGUCUUUUCUGUUUUUUUUUUAUUAAUCAUUACACAGAACCAUUGUAAUAGUGACAAUCUUGGUCUCAAUUUGCAAUUGAUUUACUUUGUAUUCAGAAUGUAUUGGAAACGUAAAGGACCUAUGACUGAGGUUGCUAUAAUUAUCGACAGAGAAUUUAGUCCACAAAUACUGAUUCACUGCUGUUUAUGGGUGGAUUGGGUUUCCUUUAAAUUUGAACAAACUUCCUACUGGUUAGUCCCCUCUUGUACACGCAUGUUGAGCUGUUCCCAGGCAGCCUUGUGCCUGAUUUAGCUCGGAAUGGUUGGAUAGCAACAGUGGAAUAACUUUAAGCGUCAGUUAGUCUUUGACUGGAAGUCACUCAUCUCUUCUGCGGAAUGCUACUCUAUAGGCAUGCGCUUAUGGGAGCUCUGUCCGUUUUCAAUCCCCCUUGCCAUUUUUUCCUUCUCUUCUUUUCUCAAUUUCCUUCUAUCUCUCUGCUCCUCUUUCACCUUGUAUUAAAACCAACCCCCAUUCCCUUCUACCUGGUUUCUUCAAACUAUCCGCGUCAUUGCUGACUCGCACACUUGGAGGAGGCAUGGUGAAACAUACCCGACAACCCCGCCUACAAAUCCAUCCUGUGGCCAAUGGCGAUGGGGCACAGAACUCGAUCUGGCCAAUUGCGUCGUAGCUUCCAUGAUGUUGGAUAGCAACAGACUAGGAUAGAGCAUGCUGGGGAAGGAACUAAAGGAGGGAGAGAGAGGGGAGUAGAAAAAGGCUUCGUGUGUGCGCGCUUUAGCACAAGUAAAAUAAAAUGAAUAUCAUAUACGCUGGGAAAACGACAUAAGCCAAUUCUGUGUGGUGUAGGUUAGAUAAACUUGUUGUAUAUCACAAAUUAACGAUAAUAACAAUCUAGAAUGCUUUAAUAAACCAGAUAGCUUGCACAAACUCUUCAGUUUCACCAAACCUCUAUGGUUUAGAUUCACACAUUAGAACAUCCAAUGUGAAAUAUUUGGCUAACCAAUUAUAUUCUUAUGAUAUAUUUAUAUAUAGAUACAUUUAUUUGCAACAACAACAUGUAGUAUGUAUCUUCCAUUUUGCUGUGUUGUAUGAGAAUAUUUAGUGAGCAUACAACAUUUGUUUAUUUUAUUUAAAAUAAUGUUUUGGGGGUUUUCACAAGCCAUUCUUUGUUACUUUGUACCAUAAAGCUGCGCAUUACGACCAAAUUAUGUCUAAAGACUAGUUGUUGAGUUUAUUAGAUUACUAAUCCAUAGUUGUUAUUGUUCAAUUAGAUGUGUGUGAUAUUGUACACUACGCUUGAUUUCGGCAGGUUUUGUAUUAUUGGAUGUCAACGUACGUCCGAAUAUAUGAACGAUUCUGAGUAAGUAUUUCAAUUAGACUAGUUUAAAUAAGAGCGUGACAUGUAUGUACACAUAUAAAGUUCCAAUAUAUAUAUCCUGCUGUUACUAUAAAUGGACAAUCCAGGGAAGGCCUGCAUGGGCUUAAGUAUUGUGGCCGGAGGGAAGUGUACUGACCCCCCACACUGACAUACAUUCUGCUACAAUUAUGUUAAACAAUGUCUAUCUGAGUCCAAUUGGUAAGAUACGGUGGAUCUCAUAUCUGUGAUAUCAACGCUGCAUUGUCGUGUAUGCAUGUAUUGUAUCCUAUAUGGUUUGGAAAAAAAUGUGCUUGAAGCUGCGUCAGACAUUCUAGUUCCACCCCCGACAUCAAGGAAAUGGUAUAGUCCCGAUCGCAGGGUGGGGAGCUGGGCUCUUUCUGCCAGAGCCGCCGGAUAACGGGGAAAUACGCCACGGAUAUGGGCAAGGAAUAUCAACUGAAGUCGCCCUGCGAUGCUUUUCACCUCGGAUGAUCAAAACAACACCUCGCCAUAAAAUAAGGUCCGUCGAUCGACGAAACUACCAAAGGAUUUGUGGAAAAUAAACGUCGGUCAACAGGCUGAAAGGAGAACAUCUACCGCUCGCGUUAACUUGGAAAAGCUCAGAAGGCGUCUGACGGUCAGCUCAGGAACUUCCGUUGGAUUUGACAUGUUUGAAACCGCGGUCGGGUUUUCAAACACCACUUAGUGGGUUCAGUCGGACAGGAUUCGUUUAAAGUGUGUUCCCCGCGUUGUGGAUAAAGAUAAUUAUAUUUUGUUGGACAGAAGAAAAAGGCUUGAAAAGAGUUCGAAAGUGGAUUACAGUCUUCAGAUGUUUGCCCUGUAUUUAACAUAACUCGACGGAGGAUAUCCAGGAUUUAUUUGCCAUUAUCAAUCGUAAUUCCUCCACCACCUUCUCCCAUAACGUACCGAUACGUUCGGUCGAUAACUAAUAUUCGAGCUGUGAUUGUUCCCUCUGGCUUUUUCAAAACGGUCUUUUUUGUAAUAAUGAACUUCGAAUUUUACCCAUUUUUUUUAGUUUAAUUACACUCGAAGUUGUUUUGUUCACGUGUCCCUGUCAUUUACAUAGUCAGAAUGGGGUUAGGCUAUUCUCAGGCAUUUUAUUAGAAUGCCCCCCUGUUUCCCCCCCUAUUGGCUAGCACCUAGCUAACGCAGCUGACGUCCCACACCCGCUCCGGUAAAGCAAGCCAAAACACAAGCUAUUUAACCUAAAGUGUUGGUUGUAAAGGCUUGUAUACACUGUCAGUAGUGGUGGUAGUGCUGCUUCAGUAUCGUCAUCGAAAAUAUUGCAUUGCUCUUUCUAACCCAGGUCCGUCUAGUCCUUAGUCUUUUAGAAAGUGCAGUAAUUGGACCUAUUUUUAGGGUUAGUGAUGGGGUAAAGGCAGGCGGCUUGAAAUUCUAACCCCCUCCACCUCCUCCUCUUCCACCCUUUCCACCACCCAGCUCAGCAAUCUUGACAGUAUGCUUUACUAGCACUGUGCAGUGUUAGUUUCGUGCAUGACCUAUGCCUUGAAUGACCUAUGCCUGCUGAAGCUGUUUAAAGGCUCUACUUUAACUAACCGGAAGUUACUAUUUGCCACUUAAAGUCUACCUUUCAGUCAAAACUACCUACUCUUAAAGAACCAAAACUAUAAUGGACUUUAAAAAUAUUAGAUAGCUUAAUGGCCUGCCUUAAAUUCUGCAAGGCAAUUUUUAACCAUGUAGCCCAGGUUAAACUCUUGGAUUUGUUGAAUGUCCAUGCAAGCUAAGCCUAUGGUACAGUAAAAACAGCUAGUCUUAUUGAUUUGGCUUAUAUUGGACAACUAGCAUCCACAAACGACUUGGAGAUUUAGAAACUUCCAGCAAAAAAACAAUGCAUGAAAUUAUGGAACAAAAGAAAAAAAAAGCUUAUUUAAAGAACCAAAUAUUUUAUCACCCAUAACUCCCAAUGCCCACAGAGAAAGAAUAUAUAUGGAGGAAAAGAGAUGUAUAUGUAUAGUGUUAUUCCACAAAACAGAACAGAGUUAAAUCCUUUAUAUUUUUACACUGAAAGAGACGGACAAGCUGCCUGCACGCCAGUUGGUUGCCUUAGAAACCACAAUAAUAAUAAUAAUAAUAUAAUACAACAAGCCAGAGGGGACGGUGCCUUUUGAUUGGUUGGUUGGUUUCCCACCAAUUAGCGUUCAAAUGAUCUGAUUGGAUGUAAGUUGUCGAAGUGAACUCUGGGAUUGAAAACAAUAAGUGACUCCACUCCUGCCCAUCGCACAGCAUUUGAUUGACAGUUUCCCUGCUGUGUCGACUUAACGCCAAAUAUUUCCAUGGUGAUCACGUCGUCAACAGUGGAGGAGAAGGCUACACCCUCCAGUAGGAUGGUCCAGUCAGAGCCCUGGAUUACCUCUGCACUGCUUCGAAAGAACAACCAAAGUGGAAGCAGCUCAGGAUGUCCCCCCACCACCUCCUCCUCCUCCUCCUCCGCUGCCCAGGGCUUCUCCCCUGCUGAGCCAGCCAUGACCAGCCAGCACACCCACGCACACCCCUCCUUCAGCUCCAUCCACUCCAUGGCAGAGCAGCAGCAGGCGCUGUCUGAUAUGACCAUACUCCAGCGGAGGAUCCCACCUAGUUUCAGAGACCCAGCCUGCGCUCCAUUAAGGAAACUUUCCGUUGACCUAAUUAAGACUUACAAGCACAUCAAUGAGGUGUACUAUACCAAGAAGAAGAGGCGAGCCCAGCAGGUGCCCCCAGAGGACAGCAGCACUAAGAAGGAGCGGAAAGUCUACAAUGAUGGCUAUGAUGACGACAACUACGAUUACAUUGUCAAGAAUGGCGAGAAGUGGCUGGACCGCUAUGAGAUAGACUCACUCAUCGGCAAGGGCUCCUUUGGACAGGUGGUGAAGGCAUACGACCACCAUGAGCAGGAAUGGGUGGCGAUUAAGAUCAUAAAGAAUAAGAAGGCCUUUUUAAACCAGGCACAGAUUGAGCUCCGACUGCUGGAGCUCAUGAACAAGCACGACACUGAGAUGAAAUAUUACAUAGUUCACCUGAAGCGUCACUUUAUGUUCAGAAACCAUCUAUGUUUGGUGUUUGAGUUAUUAAGUUACAACUUGUAUGAUCUCCUGAGGAACACAAACUUCAGGGGGGUGUCCCUCAACUUGACCAGGAAAUUUGCACAGCAGCUCUGCACAGCAUUAUUAUUCCUGGCCACACCAGAGCUGUCAAUCAUCCACUGCGAUCUGAAACCAGAGAAUAUCUUGUUAUGUAACCCCAAACGAUCCGCCAUCAAGAUUGUCGACUUUGGAUCCUCCUGCCAGCUUGGACAGAGGAUCUACCAGUACAUCCAGAGCAGGUUCUACCGUUCCCCAGAGGUGUUGCUAGGGAUGCCCUACGACCUGGCUAUCGACAUGUGGUCUCUUGGCUGCAUCUUGGUGGAGAUGCACACCGGAGAGCCCCUGUUCAGUGGAUCCAAUGAGGUGGACCAGAUGAAUAAGAUCGUGGAGGUGCUCGGUGUCCCUCCCAGCCACAUGCUGGACACAGCUCCUAAAGCCAGGAAGUAUUUUGACAAGCUGUCAGACGGCUUGUGGACAGUAAAAAAGAACAAGGACAUUAAGAAGGAGUAUAAACCUCCAGCCACGCGACGUCUCCAUGAGAUCCUGGGGGUGGAGACCGGAGGGCCAGGAGGCCGACGUGCCGGGGAACCAGGUCAUGCCCCAUGUGACUACUUGAAGUUUAAAGACCUGAUCCUGCGCAUGCUAGACUACGACCCGAAGAGCCGAAUCACUCCAUUCUACGCUCUGCAGCACAAUUUCUUCAAAAAGACGACAGACGAGGGAACCAACACAAGUUCAUCGACAUCCACGUCUCCUGCCAUGGACCACUCUCAUUCAACCUCCACUACAAGCUCCGUCUCUAGCUCUGGUGGCUCGAGUGGUUCCUCCAAUGACAACCGUAACUACCGCUACAGUAAUCGCUACUACAACUCUGCUGUUACUCACUCGGACUACGAGAUGACAAGCCCCCAGGCUCCCUCCCAGCAGCAGAUGCGUAUUUGGCCCAGCAGCGAGAGCGGCGGCGGCGGUGGCGGCGGUGGCGGUGGCGGCGGCGGCGGCGGCGGCCAGGAGUCCUACACUCAGCUGCUCCUCCACAAGCCGGCUGCCUCCCAGCAACACCAGCGUCACUUCCUGGACGCGCCGCACCACCCCCACCCGGUCUACACCCACCACGGCAACGGCGGGCGGGGCCUGCGGCAGGGCCAGGGGCCGACGGGCAUCGGAGGAGGCGGUGGUGGCGGCGGCGGCGGCGGCGUCGGAGGCCAGCAGGGAUCUUCCCCCCAGAUGAGUGACAGCAUGGAUGUGGGCGUGUCCCUGGGGCUUCACCACCUGGGCGGGGCGGUGUCUUCCAUGGAAGCCUCGCAGUUUGGCUCCGCCUCCUUGCCCCUAGCUCUGCCAAUCGGACUGUCUGCCUUCCGGACUCGGACAGCCUCCGGUGCCCAGGGGCCCCAAGCCCCGCCUCCUGAGGACUACUACCCCGUGUCCAACAACAAUAACCUGGCAGGGGGCGGCAGGGCGCGACCGGACUCGGACGAAGGGGCAGCCAACUCUUGAUAUACCCUCAAACACACCCUAAAGCCAUACGACUUUAACAACUACAGUAUACACAUACAAAAGUGGUAAAUAGACAUAGAGCCCCUCCACCAUACAUACACACAGACACACGGUCUCAGACACACACAUACUCAGUUCAGAGACUAAGUGGUGAACUUUGAGCUGAAGGAGAUCAUUUCUUCUACUUGAGAGGAGGAGAGAGGAGGAGGAGGCGGGGGGGGGAAAGCUUAUUUUAUUCUUUCUUUUAAGUUUUUGUCUUCUUUGAAGAGUAAGUGAGGAGCAACAGCUGUGAAUUAGAAUGGAACAAUUGAGACUGGCUUGUUUUUAUGAAUAUUGUUGUUUAAUAUUAGAUUUUUUUCUGUGGUUUGAGGAGCUGUGUGUUUUUACUUGAUUGUUCCUGCUUCUGAAGGAGG
Molecule: messenger RNA, 10162 nt
Organism: Gadus chalcogrammus (walleye pollock)
Lineage: Eukaryota; Metazoa; Chordata; Actinopteri; Gadiformes; Gadidae
Gene: dyrk1b
Product: dual-specificity tyrosine-(Y)-phosphorylation regulated kinase 1B
Exons: 13
Coding region: 7470-9749 (759 amino acids)
Biological process (GO): protein autophosphorylation; peptidyl-serine phosphorylation; positive regulation of DNA-templated transcription
Cellular component (GO): nucleus
Molecular function (GO): protein serine/threonine/tyrosine kinase activity; protein serine/threonine kinase activity; transcription coactivator activity
Source: RefSeq, a predicted model, not a curated record